UACGACGUGUAGCUAUGACGUCACGGGCCUAGCCAGGGGUUGUUUUUUUUUAAUCAGAGUAAAGCUCGAGCGACCAUCGACGUGGGGAAAAAAAAUCUGCCGGACGUGACAAAAAAUACAUACAAAUGGGGAUCGAAGAGGAACGUGAUCGAACGGUUUUUAUCAGGAACUUGGAUGCAAGGGUGACAGAGGAGCUCUUAUUCGAGCUGUUCUUGCAGGCAGGACCUCUGAUCAAAACAAAGAUCCCCAAAGACAUGGAUGGCAAGCCGAAGAAUUUCGGUUUCGCUGUGUACAAACACGAAGUGUCGGUGCCCUAUGCCGUGCUGCUGCUUAACGGGUGGUCGUUGUUCGGGAGAUCAAUACAUGUGCAGUUCCGCUCAGGUAGCAGUCAUAGCAAUAGUACGGGAAAUUCAAGUCCGACAAGUACCCCAAAUCCCCACGGCGUGAGGAUGCCACCCCAGUUCACCUCUCCAGCAAGGUCCUUUUUGUCUCCUGACAAUCUGCAGAAGCAUGCCAUGAUGAACAUGAUGAGUCAGCAGCUGGACGACUUCUCUUCCAAGCAGAGGCACCUGCCUGCAGGGGGCGGAGGCAACUUCAGGCAGCACGAAGGCAACCCCAGCUGGCCCUACCCAUCCCAGACCAACAGCUGCAGUAGAAACCAGCGCUACCCGGACGACCCGGGCAACCAUCAGCAGCACAGGAACAACUACCUGCAGCAGCAGAGUUCCUGGGGGGGCGGCAGCCGUCAGGGCGGCAACAGGCAUUACGACGACCGGGGCGGUAACCGUGAUUACCAAGAUAGUAGGUGGAGACGGUACUGAUGCAAAGAAAUCACCCCGAAAAAAAAGACUUCUUUAUGUGAUCACUUGGACAUUUUCUAGCAUACUCAGGUUGUUUUCUACAUGACCCCAGAAGGGUUAUUAGCAUCUUAACAUUUUUUUUUUUUGCUUUACUUUUACAGUGUUUUUAAAUUUAUACUUAACCAGGCCAAGGACAACAAUGUUAGACAAAAAAGAGCCUUUUGGUCUGCUUUUUUAUCAACUAUUUAAUUGGUGCGCAGAGUAGCUACGUAAUGUUCAGGUAUAAAAAAAUGUAUAUCUACCAGCACCACAUUUUUCCUCUAAAAAUCUUUAAUUUUUAAAUCUUGGUUUUGUAAGACCACUUUGGAAUGUUUUAACUGACCAUUAUGAUUAUAAAAGAUCUUUUGACUUAA
Nerophis ophidion (straightnose pipefish) is the source of this 1213-nucleotide messenger RNA. It is a transcript of the gene rbm7, whose product is annotated as RNA binding motif protein 7. Lineage: Eukaryota; Metazoa; Chordata; Actinopteri; Syngnathiformes; Syngnathidae. Gene Ontology annotation, cellular component: nucleus. The coding region runs from base 126 to 821 and encodes 231 amino acids. The record is from RefSeq and is a predicted model, not a curated record. The transcript is spliced from 5 exons. Gene Ontology annotation, biological process: regulation of alternative mRNA splicing, via spliceosome. Gene Ontology annotation, molecular function: single-stranded RNA binding.